Molecule: messenger RNA, 1169 nt
Organism: Aegilops tauschii subsp. strangulata
Lineage: Eukaryota; Viridiplantae; Streptophyta; Magnoliopsida; Poales; Poaceae
Product: actin-related protein 2/3 complex subunit 3
Biological process (GO): Arp2/3 complex-mediated actin nucleation; regulation of actin filament polymerization
Cellular component (GO): Arp2/3 protein complex; cytoskeleton
Source: RefSeq, a predicted model, not a curated record
UCCCCUCCAAGCUUCACCGGCGAGCCCUUCGCUUGGGUCAACCGUGAAAAAUAACACCAAAAUCUCAUUAUUAGGGGAAAAAGCACCGACUGCCCAAGGGCGGGCAAGCAAAUGGCCUGCGCCUUUCUCUUCUUCUUCUUCUUCUUCUCUCUCUAAAAAAAAAAAAAAAGAAAACGCCUGCGUCUCCAUCCACGGAUCCCCCUCCCACCCCCACCCCCGCGCGCCGCCGCUCGCCGGAGCCCGCCUCGCCCCCCUGUCAAGCCCGCCCCCAAUCGUCAACACUGCGAGCCUGAAUUGCUGCCGGCCGACAGGGGGCAUUAGCCAGCUUCUGAGGAAACUAUUCAGAGCCAGUCAGUCUUCUUUUAUAGACGUCACUCAGGAGAUCUACGCAGGCGGUGAUCCUUGUUUGUCAGCGGUGCACCGUACCUGGCGCUCGUUCAUAGACAUGGUUUAUCACUCUAGUUUCAUUGACGAUGAUGAGAUCACAAAAGCCUGUGGGUGUCCUUUGCUUCCACUAAAAACUCAUAUAAAGGGCCCAGCCCCAGCCGCGGAUUCAGAUAAGGCGGAUAUAGUUGAUGAAGCGAUAACUUUCUUCCGAGCAAAUGUUUUCUUCAAAAACUUCCAUGUCAAAAGCCCAGCAGACAAAUUGCUCAUCUAUCUGACAUCUUACAUCAAUAUUGCCUUGAAAAGACUAGAAACCUGCCGGACGCUGGCUGUCGGAACUAAGGCAAUCAUUAACCUGGGGUUGGAAAAAGUUCCUGUGCCUGGGGAACCAGGGUUUCCUUUUCCUGGACUUUUCACUCUCCCCCAAUCUGGGGAGGAAGCAGAACUGCUGAGGAACUAUCUGAAGCAGAUAAGGGAGGAAACGAGCGGGAGGCUGCUCAACUGCGCAUACAGAGCUAAUGGCACUCCAAACAAAUGGUGGCUGGCUUUUGCAAAGAGGAAGUUCAUGAACGUUGUCAUCCUUUAGAGCGUAAGCAUAUCAUCAAGUGACAGCUUAAGAGGCGUUUGUGUAAAUCCUGAUUGCGCUUGCACAUUUAUUCCUACGAUGAUGUAAAGCACAGUUUCUUGCAAUGCACCUGCUGAACACAGUUUCUUGCAAUGCACCUUCACUGAAUGAAACUCUCAUUGAUAUUUAAUAAAGUGCGCCGCUGAGGCAUUCCCAUAAA